GAGAAAAAGAAAAAUAAAAAGAUCUAUUUAAAAAAUAAUAAUAAAAAUAAAAAAAAUAAAAAAAUAAAAAAAAAGGAAAAUCUCUUUGUAUCACAAUGGCGAUAAUUUUCAAAAUUUUAUUACUUCUGUCCCUGUUGUUUGUUUCUGGUUAUGCUCAUAAAGACGCUAAGGGUGAUGCUAAGGGUGAGGCUAAGGAUGAUGCUAAGGGUGAUGAUGCUGCGGUUGAAGCUAAGCUUGAUGCUGAGCUUGAUGCUGAGGAAAAUGCUAAGGGGGAUGAUGCUGCUGAGAAAUCUAAUGAUGCUAAGGUUGAGGCUAAGGGUGAUGCUAAGGGUGAUGCUAAGGGUGAGGCUAAGGGUGAGGCUAAGGGUGAUGCUAAGGGUGAUGCUAAGGAUGUGCCUAAGGAUGAUGCUAAGGGUGAUGAUGCUGCGGUUGAAGCUAAGCUUGAUGCUGAGCUUGAUGCUGAGGAAAAUGCUAAGGGGGAUGAUGCUGAUGAGAAAUCUAAUGAUGCUAAGGGUGAGGCUAAGGGUGAGGCUAAGGAUAAGGCUAAGGGUGAUGGUAAGGGUGAUGCUAAGGGUGAGGCUAAGGGUGAGGCUAAGGGUGAUGCUGAGGAUGAUGCUAAGGGUGAGGCUAAGGGUGAAGCUAAGGGUGAGGCUAAGGAUGAUGCUAAGGGGGAUGAUGCUGCGGUUGAAGCUAAGCUUGAUGCUGAGCUUGAUGCUGGGGAAAAUGCUAAGGGGGAUGAUGCUGAGACUGAUAAUGUUGAUGCUAAGAAAUCUAAGGAUGAGGCUGUUGCGGUUGAGAAAUCUAGAAAAGAGUUGAAGGAGUAGUUAAACUUCAAUAUUAUAAAUUGAAGUUUAAAUGAGUCCAAAUAAAAACAGGUGCAAUUAGGUCUUUCUUGUUAAGAAAAAAUAGGUAUCAACUAAUACAUUCGUCCUUUUAUGAAAAACUUCCAUUAUUUGUUACAUAAUAAAGGACAGAGGAGCUUGUUCAUGAAAAACUUCCUCAGUUCAUUGUUUUGUUUUCGAGGACUUGUUUCAUAGUCAAUAAUAGUUUUCAGUUUCUUCUCAAAAAAAAAGAACAGAGUAAAUAUUUUGAAUAAUUUA
Molecule: messenger RNA, 1100 nt
Organism: Jatropha curcas
Lineage: Eukaryota; Viridiplantae; Streptophyta; Magnoliopsida; Malpighiales; Euphorbiaceae
Source: RefSeq, a predicted model, not a curated record